CAGGCACCACAUGCGAGUCUUGGAGCGCUCUUGUCAGUCACGGGUUUCCCGCGGAGGAGCAGACGAGAAACGUCGUUAUUUCAUCCUGGUUUCCCCCCUUCGGCAGUUAAGGGCGCGCAAGGACGUGAACAUGUCGACAUGGACUUUGUGAGGCUGCUUGGCACCUUGGUCGCCGUCCUCCUCCACCACGCGUCCGCCGCCAAGAUCAAUGGCCAACGGAUCUGCCGGCGAGGGACCGAGCGCCCGUGCUACAAGGUGUCCUACAUCCAGGACCGCCGGCGUAGGCUGACCUUUCAAGAGGCCAGGCAGACGUGCAGGGCGGACGGCGGCGAGCUGCUCAGCAUCGAAACGGAGAGCGAGCAGCGGCUGAUCGAGAGGUUCAUACAGCAGCUGCACGCCGCCGAUGGGGACUUCUGGAUCGGCCUUCGUCGCAGCCCCCAGCGCUUGAAGGGUGGCGGUGGCAACCCGGGAUGCCCCUCCCAGUACUUCUGGCUGGACGGGAGCAAGGCCAAGUUCAGGAACUGGCACUGGGACGAGCCUUCCUGUGGCGGGGAAAUGUGCGUGGUGCUUUACUACCAGCCGUCUGCACCACCCGAUGAGGAAGGUCACUUCCUGUUCCAGUGGAACGACGACAACUGCAACACCAAGAACAACUACGUCUGCAAGUAUUCUAGAGAAAAGGCACCGGUAUUCACCGAGCAAGGGAACAUAGCACGAGAAGUUCCGACUGUGAGGCCAAACAUAUUCCUCACAACGGCAGGUGAUGAGUCCAAUAAAGUAGGACUGCCUGAGUCAUCAGUGUCCUUCUCAACCAACCCUGUGUACGUUCCCUACAUCCUGUAUGCAACCAUUCCUGCCUUGUUGCUGCUGUUGCUUGCAGUUGCUGGCUUCUUCUGCUACAGACAACAAGCCAAGCGGAAGACGGAGACCAAAAGCCCCAGCGGCCGAGGCAAACCGUGGACGCCCGCGGACACGCCGUCUUGCCCACUUCAAGGACCGUACGCCUUCAGCGACAUCACCCUGCUUUCUCACCUUUCUCCUGACAGCACCCUGCCGGCGGACUACAUCACCAAGUACUGCGCUCCCGCCAAGGACCCCCAGUGGAACGACUAUGAGAACGUCUUGAUAGCGGACAGGGAGAGCGGCUUUGUGAACAACGACAUCUACGAGAGCAGCAGGGCUCAGGGUCGACGCUGCCGCGCUCAGGACGGCUGGGUGGAAAAUGAGAUCUAUGGGUAGGAACUGGUCAGGUAUGUGGCCCGUUGUCAUGACAACACGUGUGGGGCAGGAUUCCUACACGUGGUGGAUGUGGAUUUAUGGUCAACUUAGAGCGCACUCACUUUAGACCAGGCCUGGGCAAUUAUUUUGACUCGGGGGCCACAUUUAGAAAAAAGGAUGUGUUUGGGGCUAUUUUUAGGGACACUAAUACAAAACUUUACAAUAAUGUCUGAUUGAAUUCUAAAAACGUUAUGACGGACCGCAUUAAAAAAUGUAAUGGAAUUUUACAUUCUUCUAUGAAGGAUAAAACACUGAAUAUUGACAAAAUAUGACCGUCACACCCCAUUUCCAUCGACAUAUUUUACGAUCAAGUGAAACGCAACAAACAGUGAAAUAUGAACAAAGGGUACAAAAUAAACCCGCCUACAAUCUGACACAUCUGGUAUAUCACUAAGCUUUAGAACAGGGGUGUCCAAACCUUUUCCACUGAGGGCCGCACACUGAAAAAUCAAAGCAAGCGGGGGCUAUUCUGUUUUUAUUUCAAAAGCCAAUACAAUAUAUGUGUAAAAAUAUACAUUUAGGCCUCCACUCAGGCUUGAUCACAGGGACCCCAAAAGAAUUUGUUCAAAAAUAUAUAUAAAAUGUGGCAUUGUAUUGUAUUAUUGUUAUUCAAGGUUUAAAUCUCUAGAUCAACAUUAGGUCUAUCUGUCAAUAUAAUGUUUUUAAAGACUUAAGUUGUAUGGCUUCACGGUGGCAGAGGGGUUAGUGCGUCUGCCUCACAAAACGAAGGUCCUGCAGUCCUGGGUUCAAAUCCAGACUCGGGAUCUUUCUGUGUGGAGUUUGCAUGUUCUCCCCGUGAAUGCGUGGGUUCCCUCCGGGUACUCCGGCUUCCUCCCACCUCCAAAGACAUGCACCUGGGGAUAGGUUGAUUGGCAACACUAAAUGGUCCCUAGUGUGUGAAUGUUGUCUGUCUAUCUGUGUUGGCCCUGCGAUGAGGUGGCGACUUGUCCAGGGUGUACCCCGCCUUCCGCCCGAUUGUAGCUGAGAUAGGCGCCAGCGCCCCCCGCGACCCCAAAAGGGAAUAAGCGGUAGAAAAAAUGGAUGGAUGGAUGGGUAGGGACUGGUCAGGUAUGUGGCCCGUUGUCAUGACAACACGUGUGGGGCAGGAUUCCUACACGUGGUGGAUGUGGAUUUAUGGUCAACUUAGAGCGCACUCACUUUAUUUAGGCCAGGCCUGGGCAAUUAUUUUGACUCGGAACCCCAUUUAGAAAAAAGGAUGUGUCUGGGGCUAUUUUUAGGGACACUAAUACAAAACUUUACAAUAAUGUCUGAUUGAAUUCUAAAAACGUUAUGAAGGACCGCAUUAAAAAACGUAAUGGAAUUUUACAUACUUCACUGAAUAUUGACAAAAUAUGACCGUCACACCCCCUUUCCAUCGACAUAUUUUACGAUCAAGUGAAACGCAACAAACAGUGAAAUAUGAACAAAGGGUACAAAAUAAACCCGCCUACAAUCUGACACAUCCGGUAUAUCACUAAGCUUUAGAACAGGGGUGUCCAAACCUUUUCCACUGAGGGCCGCACACUGAAAAAUCAAAGCAAGCGGGGGCUAUUCUGUUUUUAUUUCAAAAACCAAUAGAUAGAUAGAUAGAUAGUACUUUAUUGAUUCCUUCAGGAGAGUUCCUUCAGGAAAAUUAAAAUUCCAGCAGCAGUGUACAGAGUUGAGAUCAAUUUAAAGAAAAAAGUAAAUAAUGGGGGUUUAAAAGGAAACAAAAUAGAGAAAUAUUACAUCCAUCAUCUUCCGCUUAUCCGAGGUCGGGUCGUGGGGGCAACAGCCUAAGCAGGGAAACCCAGACUUCCCUCUCCCCAGCCACUUUGUCCAGCUCUUCCCGGGGGAUCCCGAGGCGUUCCCAGGCCAGCCGGGAGACAUAGUCUUCCCAACGUGUCCUGGGUCUUCCCUGUGGCCUCCUACCGGUUGGACGUGCCCUAAACACCUCCCUAGGGAGGCGUUCGGGUGGCAUCCUGACCAGAUGCCCGAACCACCUCAUCUGGCUCCUCUCCAUGUGGAGGAGCAGCGGCUUUACUUUGAGUUCCUCCCGGAUGGCAGAGCUUCUCACCCUAUCUCUAAGGGAGAGACCCAAACUCAUUUGGGCCGCUUGUACCCGUGAUCUUAUCCUUUCGGUCAUGACCCAAAGCUCAUGACCAUAGGUGAGGAUGGGAACGUAGAUCGCCCGGUAAAUUGAGAGCUUUGCCUUCCGGCUCAGCUCCUUCUUCACCACAACGGAUCGGUACAACGUCCGCAUUACUGAAGAAAUAUUACAAAAAGAAUAAAAACAAUGGGAAUAACAAUAUAACAGUAAAAUAAGAAUAUAACAAGACAAAGUAGGCAAUAGUGACCAUGUUAUGAAAAAUACAAUAUAUGUGUAAAAAUAUACAUCUAGGCCUCCACUCAGGCUUGAUCACAGGGACCCCAAAGGAUUUUGUUCAAAAAAAUAUAUAAUAUGUGGCAUUAUAUUGUAUUAUUGUUAUUCAAGGUUUAAAUCUCUAGAUCAACAUUAGGUCUAUCUGUCAAUAUAACGUUUUUAAAGACUUAAGUUGUAUGCCCUUUUUGUCAAAGAAAACCCUGUUUUGUUAUGGAGGGGAAAAAAAAACACAAAAUAUUAAAUUAGUUUCUCCCAAUAGAAUUUUAAAGUGGAAUAUUUGAGAUUAUAAAACAUGGGUCGGCAACCACUCUGAUGUGGCUCAGCUGCAUAUGUUUCGGGAUUUUGGUACCUCUCCCGGACAUCACCCGGGGUUAACAUUCUCCGAUUUUCACUCGGACUACAAAAUUGAGGGCGUGCCGUGAUGGCUUUACUUUUAACGUCCUCUACAACUGUGGUUCUCAAAUGGGGGUACGCGUACCCCUAGGGCAGGGGUAGGGAACCUAUGGCUCGGGAGCCAGAUGUGGCUCUUUUGAUGACUGCAUCUGGCUCUCGGAUGAAUCUGAGCUGACAUUGCUUAACACGAUAAGUAAUGAAUAAUUCCACUUGUAAUCAAAGUGAUAAAAAUAACGUUCAAAAUAUAAAACAUGCUCAUGCAUUUGAAUCCAUCCAUCCUUUUUUCUACCGCACUUGUUCAAGAAGUUGCAUUAAGGGUAAGAAGUGAUUUAUUUAUUAUUGGUUAGUUUAGGGCUUGCCCUCCCGGGGGUUCUUCAGACCACUAAGCACUGACAUGAGAGCCUGUUUCAAUGUUGCAAUAUUUUUUAUUUUUCAAUAAGUCUCUCCGUUGCUUUCCAGCAAUUGUCUUUUUCUCUUUCGUUCUCGCUCGCACUCUGGCUCCAGCCCCAACCCUGUCUCUCCUCCUGGCUGCUGCUUAUAACAGGGUGACAGGUGAUUAGAUAACAAGGCAAAGGUGGGCCGUCUACGCACCUGUUGCUGAUUUCGAGGCCGGUCCUGGCACACCCCGCUUCGCUGCAGGCCCGCUGGCCACGCCCCCUCCACAGUUAGCUUCAGAAUAACAAUGUUAUUACAAAGAAUAAGAGACUUACUAUAAGGUAAAAAUUGGUCUCACUUAAAAAUGCACGCGUUAAGUUGUGUUCAAUGUCGAAAAAAUAUUAUAUGGCUCUUGCGGAAAUACAUUUUAAAAUAUUUGGAUUCUUGGCUCUUUCAGCCAAAAAGGUUCCCGACCCCUGUGUUAGGGGUACUUGAAGGUAUGCCAAGGGGUACGUGAGAUUUUUUUUAAGUAUUCUAAAAAUAGCAACAAUUAAAAAAUCCUUUACAAAUAUAUUUAUUGAAUAAUACUUCAACAAAAUAUGAAUGUAAGUUCAUCAACUGUGAAAAGAAAUGCAACAAUGCAAUAUUCAGUGUUGACAGCUAGAUUUUUUGUGGACAUGUUCCAUAAAUAUUGAUGUUAAAAGGUCUUUUUUUGUGAAGAAAUGUUUAGAAUGAAGUUGAUGGAUCUCUAUUACAAUCCCCAAAGAGGACACUUUAAAGGGGAACAUUAUCACAAUUUCAAAAAGGUUAAAAAACAAAAACAAAAUCAGUUCCCAGUGGCUUGUUUUAUUUUUUGAAGUUUUUUUCAAAAUUUUACACCUCCCGGAAUAUCCCUAAAAAAAGCUUUAAAGUUCUUGAUUUUCCCUAUUUGCGAUGCAACUGUCCAUUUCCCUGUGAGGUCAUACAGGGCUGCCAAUACAAACAACAUGGCGGUUACCACAGCAAGAUAUAGCGACGUUAGCUCGGAUUCAGACUCGGAUUUCAGCGGCUUAAGCGAUUCAACAGAUUACGCAUGUAUUGAAACAGAUGGUCGGAGUAUGGAGGCAGAUAGCGGAAAUAAAAUUGAAGAAGAAAUUGAAGCUAUUGAGCGAGUAGCUAUUGACGCUAUUCGGCCAUAGCGUGGGUGUACCUAAUGAAGUGGCCCAUUGCACGGCUGCCUUAUUAGCAUCGCCGGUAAAAUGUGCGGACCAAACGAUCAGGACUUUCACAUCUUGUGACACUGGAGCAACUUAAAUCCGUCGAUUGGUAAGUGUUUGUUUCACAUUAAAUGUGGGUAUCUAGUUUCAAAUGUACAUACAGCUAGCGUAAAUAGCAUGUUAGCAUCGAUUAGUGUUGCAUGUUAGCAUCGAUUAGCUGGCAGUCAUGCUGCGACCAAAUAUGUCUGAUUAGCACAUAAGUCAACAACAUCAACAAAACUCACCUUUGUGAUUUUGUUGACUUAAUGGUUGCAAAUGCAUCUGCAGGUUAUCCAUACAUCUCUGUGCCAUGUCUGUCUUAGCAUCGCCGGUCAAAUGUGGAGACACUCUGGUACAUUCAACGGGGGUCUGGCGGCAGAUUUCUUGCCAGUGGUGCAACUUGAAUCCCUCCCUGUUAGUGUUGUUACACCCUCCGACAACACACCGACGAGGCAUGAUGUCUCCAAGGUUCCAAAAAAUUGUCGAAAAAACGGAAAAUAACAGCGCUGAGACCCGGUGUUUGUAAUGUGAAAAUGAAUAUGGCGGGUGUGUUAUCUCGGUGAUGUCACAGUCUGACGUCAUCGCUAAAAGAGCGAUAAACAGAAAGGCGUUUAAUUUGCCAAAAUUCACCCAUUUAGAGUUCGGAAAUCGGUUGAAAAAAUAAAUGGUCUUUUUUCUGCAACAUCAAGGUAUAUAUUGAUGCUUGCAUAGGUUUGGUGAUAAUGUUCCCCUUUAAAGGGGAACAUUAUCACCAAACCAUGCCUUGACCAAAUAUGUCUGAUUAGCACAUAAGUCAACAACAUCAACGAAACUCACCUUUGUGAUUUAGUUGACUUAAUGGUUGCAAAUGCAUCUGCAGGUUAUCCAUACAUCUCUGUGCCAUGUCUGUCUUAGCAUCGCCGGUCAAAUGUGAAGACACUCUGGCACAUUCAAUGGGGGUCUGGCGGCAGAUUUCUUGCCAGUGGUGCAACUUGAAUCCCUCCCUGUUAGUGUUGUUACACCCUCCGACAACACACCCACCAGGCAUGAUGUCUCCAAGGUUCCAAAAAAUAGUCGAAAAAACGGAAAAUAACAGAGCUGAGACCCGGUGUUUGUAAUGUGAAAAUGAAAAUGGCGGGUGUGUUACCUCGGUGACGUCACAUUCUGACGUCAUCGCUAAAAGACCGAUAAACAGAAAGGCGUUUAAUUUGCCUACAUUCACCCAUUUAGAGUUCGGAAAUCGGUUAAAAAAAUAAAUGGUCUUUUUUCUGCACCAUCAAGGUAUAUAUUGACGCUUGCAUAGGUCUGCUGAUAAUGGUCCCCGGGCCUUAAUUUGCCCAGGUCUGCUUUAGGCAAUAUGUACCGUACUGAAAUGGUCCCCAACCACCGGGCUCGAUUGGUACCGGGCCACAAAAUAAUUUUUAGUAAUUUUUAUAUAUAAUAUAUAUAUAUAUAUGUUUUUUUAUUAAUUAAAUCAACAUAAAAAACACAAGAUACACUUACAAUUAGUGCACCAACCCAAAAAACCUCCCUUUUUCAUGUAAAAAAAAACAAAAAAAACACCGGGCCGCCAGACAAAUGAUCAAGCGUUGACCGGUCCGCAGCUACAACAAGGUUGGGGACCACUGCCGUACUGGACUGUGUGGUUUAUUUCCAGUCUUAUUCCCAAGUUUUGCCAUAACUUAGAUACAAUUAUGCUGACAGUUAAAGCCGCACAUUUUUCUGCAUUUUUACUUCCUGUGAAUGUAACGGCCAAAUACCUUUCUUCAUAUGUUGCUUUCAAAGGUGAAGCAGUUAUAAAGUUGUGCAUACUAUCAUCAUGCUACCAUGCUUACUAAAACAGCGAGUCUUUAAAGCAUGUAUCGCCACACAAACAUGCGUUGUUUGUGCUUUCUUUUAGUUUUUAUGUCAAUACAUUGCAUUUUUACAAAAGUC
Molecule: messenger RNA, 7557 nt
Organism: Nerophis ophidion (straightnose pipefish)
Lineage: Eukaryota; Metazoa; Chordata; Actinopteri; Syngnathiformes; Syngnathidae
Gene: laynb
Product: layilin b
Exons: 7
Coding region: 139-1239 (366 amino acids)
Molecular function (GO): hyaluronic acid binding
Source: RefSeq, a predicted model, not a curated record